AUGGGAACGCCAGAAUAUGUUUAUCACCGCAUAUUUAAGACAAAAAAGCAUGAAUACGCGAACAUUUUAGAUGUGAAAAACUUUUCACCAAAAGAAUUAACAGAUUUUGAGGAAACUCGAUUUUAUAAAAUAAAGUGUAGUGAUGGCAAACAACACCGUAGCCAAAUUCUUCUGCUUGGAGAAAGCCUACUCGAACUUCAAGCUAAUGUGACAGCUCAUGAAAAUAGUUCAUCCAGAUGGAAGUACAUUAAAAGUAAUAUUGACAGCUUCACGGAAGAAGAAGAAGAAUUAGGAGAAGAUAAGGCUUCGAAAAUGACAGCAAAGAAACAGAAAAUAGCAAUCAUAAAUGAUGCCAAAGAAAACGCUGAUAAGCGAACAUUACAAAAAAAAUUAGAAAAAAACAAAAUUAAUAUUUUGAAGGAUAAGUCGCCAAUGAAAGAAAUCAAGGAUAAAUCUGAUUACAAGGAAUUGAUUCAUCAGUUAGAAGAACAAAGAUCAUGGAUUGAAAAAUUACAAAAUGAGAAAGCGACUCUUGCUAAGAGGAAAAUAGAUUUUCAGAAAAAUAUGGAUAAUUCAGAAGCUUUUUUUGAUCAAAAAGGGGAUUCAAAAAAUGAUAAUGAAAAUUUGCGACAAAGCAUAAAUUUAAUUCAGUCAAAUUCAGAUGGGGGAAACUAUAAUGCUUUUCCUGCUCAAACAGCAGAUUUGAAAAAUGAGAACGAAAAUUUAUAUAAAAGUAUGAAUGAAGUGAAAUCAGAUUCAGAAAGCAACGAUGAUGAUGACGGUGUAGCCGAAAAUGAUUUGGACCCAUCCACAUUAAAAAGGUAUGCUGUGUAUGUGAAGAGAAAUAAAAAACAUAAGAAAAUACAACGUAUACAUCUUGGAGAUGGCGUAACAAUAAAACUGGAAUCAUGGCGUGAAAUUAUAACAAUGAAAAAUCCUCAGAAAUUUGUUAAAGCGCUUACAAUAGCAAUUUGGGGACGCUAUACUCUUGUAAACAGAUACGUCAAAGAAACAAAUACGGCGGUUAUUCAACUGCCAGGUCGGUCACCACGAAAGGUUUUGACUCCGACAAAAAAAAACAUUCUUGACAAUUUACCGACUACAAUAAUCAUGAAACCAAAAAACAACGAGGAUGUAGAUGAAUAG
This is a messenger RNA of Leptopilina boulardi, 1146 nucleotides long. RefSeq names its product BEN domain-containing protein 5-like. Gene Ontology annotation, molecular function: DNA binding. The record is from RefSeq and is a predicted model, not a curated record. Lineage: Eukaryota; Metazoa; Arthropoda; Insecta; Hymenoptera; Figitidae. The transcript is spliced from 7 exons. Gene Ontology annotation, biological process: negative regulation of DNA-templated transcription. Bases 1 to 1146 code for a protein of 381 amino acids.